AUGAAGGAGCAUGGCGUGUGCCAGUCAAACUUUGUGGACACUGGAAGUUUCUUAUUUUUAAAUAAUAUUUUCAUAAUUCUUUUCUUAUUGCUGUGCAAGUCCCAUUUUGUGUCAGCACUUACAGUUGUCUUUGUCAACUCAAAAUCAUUAUCAUCGAUCAAAAUUGAAGACACAUCAGUGGAUGAUCUUUCAUUGAAAAUUCUAGUGGCCAACAAUAGUGAUACUCUAAGACUCCUAAAAAUGAGUAGCUGUCCUCAUGUUUCCUCUGAUGGAAUCCUUUGUGUAGCUGAUCACUGCCAGGGCCUUAGAGAACUGGCAUUGAAUUAUUACAUUCUAAGUGAUGAACUUCUCCUAGCACUUUCAAGUGAAACUCAUGUUAACCUAGAGCAUCUUCGAAUUGAUGCUGUGAGUGAAAAUCCUGGACAAAUUGAAUUUCAUUCUAUUAAAAAACAAAGUUGGGAUGCACUUAUUAAACACUCCCCUGGAGUGGAUGUUGUUAUGUAUUUCUUUUUAUAUGAAGAAGAAUUUGAGGCAUUCUUCAAAGAAGAAACCCCUGUUACUCACCUUUAUUUUGGUCGCUCAGUAAGCAAAGCAAUUCUAGGACGGAUAGGUCUUAACUGUCCACGACUAAUUGAGUUAGUGGUAUGUGCUAAUGGUCUUCAGACUCUUGAUACUGAACUUAUUUGUAUUGCUGAACACUGUAAAAACUUAACAGCCUUGGGCCUCAGUGAAUGUGAAGUUAGCUGCAGUGCAUUCAUUGAAUUUGUAAGACUGUGUGGGAAAAGACUAACCCAGCUCUCUGUAAUGGAAGACGUUUUGAUCCCUGAUGAUGAGUAUAGCCUAGAUAAAGUUCACACUGAAGUCGCCAAACACCUGGGAAGAAUAUGGUUCCCUGAUGUCCUGCCUGUCUGGUAAUUGGCUACCAAAGAUUGUUAA
Messenger RNA from Leptonychotes weddellii (Weddell seal), 936 nucleotides. It is a transcript of the gene FBXL21P, whose product is annotated as F-box and leucine rich repeat protein 21. Gene Ontology annotation, cellular component: mitochondrion. The record is from RefSeq and is a predicted model, not a curated record. Lineage: Eukaryota; Metazoa; Chordata; Mammalia; Carnivora; Phocidae.